Molecule: messenger RNA, 1755 nt
Organism: Daldinia decipiens
Lineage: Eukaryota; Fungi; Ascomycota; Sordariomycetes; Xylariales; Hypoxylaceae
Product: PLP-dependent transferase
Exons: 5
Coding region: 352-1572 (406 amino acids)
Source: RefSeq, a predicted model, not a curated record
CUCGAAGGUAUAGCAUUCGGUAGCAUUUGGAAGUGAUAUAUGAGCUGUAUGAAUAGGUAGAUUUAUUAGCCAGGUAAAAAGUUUCCGGUUUAGCAAGGUAUUAAUGCUGGAUAUACAUGUAGUAUAGAAGUAAAUAUUCAUAGUACACCCCGCAUCCAACGUCAUUAGUCGGGCCAAACUUAAUAGGGCUUGGGUUCCAGAUCAUUGGGUUUAGAUCAUCUUCAUAAUAUACAUAGGUUGGACUUCGGAAUAGGAGAGCACCUAGAUUACGAAGAUUGAAGCUAUCUCAAAAAUUGAAACCAGCAAACCACCAAGUUUCCAAGACGAAUCUAAUAACGACAAUCCCAUAAAAUGGCCACCUUCGACAUCGAAGCCGAUAGGGCCAAAUUCCCUGCCCUGAAGGAGGACCAGGUCUUCCUCGACAACGCGGGCGGAAGCCAGACGCUAGGCGCCGUCAUCGAAGCUAUAAGCGACUACCUCGUCAAGAGCAACGUCCAAUUUGGAGGUGGCUAUAAAACCAGCAAGGCGUCAAGCUCUCGCUACGACGACGGCGUAACCGCCGGGGCUAAGUUCCUCAAUGCGGAGAAGGACGAGAUUGCCUUCGGCUCCUCAACCACGCAGCUCCUGCGCAACCUAUCAUUCACACUGCCCUUCCACCCCGGCGACGAAAUCGUCGUCUCCUCCAUCGACCACGAAGCCAACAUCGCGCCGUGGAAAGACCUCGCCGCCCGCCUAAACCUCGCGCUCAAGUGGUGGACACCCCAGCAGCCGCCCAAAUCGACCAACCCGCGGCUCCUGCCCGCAGACCUGGCCCCCCUGCUAUCCCCCCGGACGCGCCUGGUCACCUGCACGCACGCGAGCAACGUCCUGGGCUCGAUCCACGACGUCAAAGCCAUAGCCGACGCCGUGCGCGGCGCGGCCCCCGACGCGCUCCUGUGCGUCGACGGCGUGGCGUACGCGCCGCACCGCCCCGUCGACGUCAAGGCCCUCGGCGUCGACUUCUACGUCCUGUCCUGGUACAAGGUGUACGGGCCGCACGUCGCCAUGCUGUACGGGAGUCGCCGCGCGCAGGGGCAGAUGCGCUCGCUGGGGCACUUUUUCAAUCCGCACGCUACGCUCGAGAAUAAGAUCAGUCUCGGAAGCGGGCACUACGAACUAGUGCAAUCCAUCCCCGCCAUCGUCGACUACAUCGGGCCCCCGACCCCCGGCAGCCUCUGGCCCAGCAUCGCGCAGCACGAAUCGCGCCUGCAAUCGACGCUGCUAGCCUACCUGGCCUCCAAGCCCGGACAAGUCACCAUAUACGGCGAGCCCAGCGCCGACGCCUCCGUCCGCCUGCCCACCGUGAGCUUCGCCGUCGCGGGAUGCGACUCGCGCGCCCUGGUCGAGACGCUCGAGCGCACCACUAACUACGGCUUCCGCUGGGGCGCCUUCUACUCCAACGCGCUGGUGCACGACUUCUUGGGCCUGGGGCCCAGCGGCGUGGUCAGGGUUAGCAUGGCGCAUUAUAACACGCUGGACGAGAUAAAGGGGUUUAUCGAGGCGCUGGACGGGGUCAUAUCGGAAGCGGCGUGACUUGGCGGGUUGCAUGAGGUUAGAUUAGCUGUGUUCUCUUUGUGGCAGAUGUGCUGGUUAUCUCGGGUUUAGAAUGUAGGCCACCUUUGACAUCCAUGCGGGUAGCCAUCCAUAUCCUAGCCCCUUGUUAAGAAAAAUAUUUCAAGGCAGAUCAAUACUUUAAUUUCAAACGGAUGGAUGCGU